AUGAUAAAUAGAAUAGCUCCAUGGUUGAUACUUUUGGAAGUAUUAAGUAAAAAUUUUUAGUAUAAUUUUUAGUUGUAACUACGUCUUUAAGUCAAAUAGGAUUUUUGACUAAGAUAGAUAUUGAAAAAUAUGGGUAUAACACUAUAAAAUUAAAGUAAGCUGAAGAAAGCUUAAAAUAAAAUAAUUAAGUUAUACUCCCAAUUAUGUAAUAAUCUAAUGAAGAUCCUUAAUCUGUAGUAUUUAAUGUAUAUCAUGAACCGAUCUAAUAUUUAAAAUUAAUAAUUGCAGGUUCUGAUCAUUAAAUUUAUCCAGCUAUAAAUGGAUAAUUUACUAAAGCUAAUUUCAAGAUUACUUAAGAUGCUUUUAUUGAUACAGUAUCUAUUUUAAAUUAGUAUGUAUUAGAAUGUAACCCUUUACCAUAACAAUUCUGUAUUUAAUUUUUUGAAUAAAUUAUAAUCGAUGAAUAUAUUGAAUUCUAUGAUACCAAAGAAAUUUAACCAGAAAUUUAAUCUAAUUCAUAUAUUCAAUUCCCAAAUCAAUAUAGUAUUUAGGGAUGGUUUAAAUGGGAAACCAUUAUCAUGGAUAAUUGGCAUUUAGCAUUCCGUUUACAUAUUAAUAAAGGGCAAAAAAAUUAAAAUCAUUAAAGAUUAGGUGAUAGAACUUUAAAACAUACUUCAAAUGAUAUAUUUAUUUAAAUUUUAUUUCCAGAGAUAAUAAAUUUUUUUAGCAAGUUUCAAUCUCCUUCACCUAAUAUAUCCUAUUAGCAACAUAAGUAAGACUAUUUUUAAUUAAAUUAAUUGCAAAUUCAAAACAAAUUUAUGA
Messenger RNA from Paramecium sonneborni, 822 nucleotides. The record is from the annotation of a GenBank genome assembly. Lineage: Eukaryota; Ciliophora; Oligohymenophorea; Peniculida; Parameciidae.